UUACCACCUACGUAAACGAGUCCCCUAAUUCUGCGUAGUGGUUUUGGAGAUCGCAACAAUAUUCUUCGAAGUUGGCAAGAGUCAAGAAAUGUCACUUCUUCAUUAGUGGCCCAGAUACUACUAAACUUUCCGUACAGUCUUGUCCUGUUAUCGAGGGUCAAUAUGCGUUUCAUCGAAGAGCUUAUCAUUCUGGUGAUAUGUGCGGGAACGUUGACAGCAGCUUCUUGUACUAUCAACCAAUCUGUGAAAAAUGAAACCGAACGAGCGAGACAGCAGCAGCUCAUGCAGACUCUUGACCCCAUAGUCGGGAAAAAGUCUCAGCAGUUGAGAACUUUGAAUGGCUAUCUGUAUGACUUUGUGGUUUGUGGAGAUGUAGAUGAAAAGCACACUGGAGUUAGCAUCAUCCAAACUUCACCCAGCAAGCAAACCAAAGUACUAGGCUACAAUAACCAAACAUUAGUAUCUAGUAAAGGAAGCUGGUUGAUGUUAACUUUGCAGGGUGGCGAUAGUUACAACAAUACCUGUAAUAAUUCUCUUCGUGAAGCCCACAUCAUGUUUGUGUGUGACCCUUUUCAGAAGGAGGUCCAAAUCCAGGCAAUUCAGGAGCUGACUGAUGCAAGCUGUUACUUGCAAUUUGUUGUACCACACAAAAUUGUUUGCCCAAAAGCUCCUGAUGAGGGUUUAAGUGGCGGUGCGAUAUUUUUCAUCUUGUUAUUUGUCACCUUUGGAGCAUACUUCGUUUUUGGCUUCUGUUACCUUCGGCUGGUUAAGGGAGCCAAGGGUAUUGAGCAGAUCCCCAAUAUAGAAUUCUGGUUCAGAGUUGGCAACAUAUUGGCUGAUGGAUGUGGUGCAAUAUGCAGAUGUGACCAGUAUUGCAGAAGUGCAGGUGCAAGUGCGAGCACCCCUAGUACAUACAAUGGUUAUUCACCCAUUGAAGAAAGACUGGCAAGAGAUCUACAAGACACUGAUAGAGAUUCAGCUCUUUUGUCUCCCUAAUAUCCUUGGACAAUUGCAUUGAUAGGUUUUGAUCAUAUGUGCAGAAUUGAGAAAAGAUUAACAGAAUAUUAAGAGCCUUGAGUAGUUUUUAAAAAGAGCAAACCAUGGAAAAAAAGAUAUUUUUGUUGUGAAUGACUGUUUUGGAUUCAAAUGCAAGUGGUUUGAAUAGCUUAUGCAGUUUUAUAGAACUGCUAGUACAUAAAGUUGAUGCAUUCAUAUUUGUACAACAGAACUGUGGUGCUGUGAUUUGUGAGUCUUAGUAAGUCUGUAAGAUUGAGGAUUUUGACAAUGAAUUUUCUAGUUACUUAAAUAUGCGAAUUUGCUGCUUUAAUGUGUGCCUUUUUGAUGAUCUUGUAAUGAUUCAGUUUCUCUACUAGAUUCACAGUAUGUAGUUUGUAUAUUUUAAAUAAUAUAUAUUUCAUGGUGAUCAUAAAACACCAACUAAGGUUUGAAAGGCAUUAAAAUUUUAGUUUUAUAAAUUAUGGUCUGUAAUGUAAUGUAGGUUUUCCCAUUUUGUUUCCUGUUGAAUAUGAAAGAAAUGACGAUUACCGGAUACUAUAUAGUUUUUAAUACUCUAUGCAUACGAACCUUAUCAUACUUCAGUUGUAUUAAGCACAUUAAUUUAUACGUACUACCAUGCUUUAAUUUUUUCAUGCAUUUCCUUUUUGCUGUUUGAAGGGCAUUAUUAUGUAACAGAGAAUUGAAGAGUAUACACUUAACCAAAAAAAUUUCCAUAUUGUACCAGGCUGAGAUAUUUACAAUAAUUUUCUUGAAUAGCAAAAUUGUAAGUGCAUACUGACACCCUGAUUUAAAAGAUUUUAAUGCACACUUAACACACACUUCAAGUAAAAUGAAGUUACUUUUUUUUAAAUUUUUAAGCAGUGCUUCAAGAAUUCUUUUUUUGUUACUUUUGUAAACAGUGCUUCAAGAAUUAUUGCCAAAUUUCAUGGGUUUAAUCCAUACAGAUAGUGGUAAAACGAAGAGAAACUUAAUUAUAUCAAGACCAAAAAUACUUUUAGUCUAUAUGAGUGCAAUAUUCAAGGAUAUACAAAACAUGAUGGAAGUGUUAAAUUAAUUUAUCUACUAGGUUUCAAAAACAUAAAUUUAAUUAUAUGUAAAUAUAAUUUUUAUAUGUUGAAACUAGUCAGUGUGGGUAUAAAUAAAUGUGUUAAUGUAUUGUGCUAAUUUUGAUAUCUAAUUUUCUUAUACAGCUGUUGUAUAUACGUAUAUAUCGAUAGGAAAUUUCCAUUGUGUUAUACUUUUUUUAGCAUUGGUAACUGCAUAGCUGCACUCUGAAACUGGUUUGACACCAUUGCAUUAGCUUACUCAGAUGAAUAAUUCAAGAAAGAGUAAACUGUCAGAACAAUAACCUUGGUUUCUUUUUUGCAUGCUAUACUGUUCCCUCUUGUUGAUGUUUCUUGCUUUUGUCUUUGACUAUGAUAUGCACCAAUUGUUUCACUAUUGGUUGAUGUUUCUUGCUUUGGUCUUUGACUAUGACAUGCACCAAUUGUUUCACUAUGAUUUCACUCUGUUGGAUACAUUUUUUAUAAGGUAGCAGUUAUUGUAUAAUGAGGUAACUGUGAGUUUUGUGAAACUAUAAAUUUAGUCUUGAUGGUGAAUAUAGCAUGACAGUGUGAGACAAAAUAUUUAUUGCAUAAUCUCAUUGUUUGCAAGAUCUGCGUUAUGUAUCUGGUUAAGUGUACUUCAGUAUGCUAGAAGGGAUUUUCUCCCCAUGUCCAGAAGGUAGGCUAGUAACUGAUUUUUAAGUGUACUUUUGUAUACUAAAGUGGUUUCAUUUUCAUAUCUAGAAGGUAGGCAAACAUGAAUUUUUACAAUGUUAUUUUUUCUACAUGUGUGUAUGUCCAAAUGAAAAGUAAAAUUGAUAGCCACACUUGAUGUAAUACACCAUCGGUAUUUUUAUACUGAUCUAAUUAUUCAUAUGCAAUUACUGAACAUGACUACUUCAUUGUAAAAGUUACAUUUUUGCUUGACUGGUUUUUGUUAAGUGUUGAAAGCAUCUGCACAAGUAUCAAGUAUUUAAGGUUAACUUAGUUUAUAGCAACCCAUAUUAUUGGUACUGAGAUUCUCUUUAUUUAAAUUUUAUCCCUUGAGUAAAAAUACUGAUGAAGCAUUUUCAAGGCAUUUGAAAAAACUUUGUUUUAUGGAUAGUAACAUUUUUAAAAUUUAAUUUUGAUCAUAAAAUACUGAAUAACAUGUUAAUAGCUUGGAUACCAGUAGUAUUUCAAUUUCUUGGUAUGCAUCAUCAUUCAUAAGCUGUAUAUUUUUGAGCUUAGGCCAGUCAAGUUUGUUACAGGAUGAUUUUGUAUGUAUUUGCACUUAAUAGUUCCAGAGUAUAGAUGUUAUAUUUUAUGACUGAUAUCUUAAAAGGAUUUCCUAAUUGCACUGUGAUAAUGUCAUGACUGGACUGCAGUUUCAGCUCUUGUAUCAGGUUGUUUACUUCCUAUGCUUAUUGUCAUUUUUCCCAUCUAGCUGGAAUAAUUAAACUAUUUUUGUUCA
Molecule: messenger RNA, 3513 nt
Organism: Macrobrachium nipponense
Lineage: Eukaryota; Metazoa; Arthropoda; Malacostraca; Decapoda; Palaemonidae
Product: cation-dependent mannose-6-phosphate receptor-like
Exons: 6
Coding region: 163-996 (277 amino acids)
Biological process (GO): protein targeting to lysosome
Cellular component (GO): Golgi apparatus; endosome; trans-Golgi network
Molecular function (GO): protein domain specific binding
Source: RefSeq, a predicted model, not a curated record